AUGGAGGUUUUGUUUCCUUUCUCAAGGGCCGUGUCAGUGGCAGCGUCUGUGAGAGACUCUGCCUCUAUACUGCCUUCUCUGUGGAAAAGGCAAGUGGCUAUGUCUGAGGCUAUGAGAGCGCUUCAAACCUGGGCUCCUCACACGAAGGGCUUGAGGCUGGCCCCGGUGCCAGGACUUUCAUGUGCCGGGUUGGGGAUCCUGUUGUUCUUGGUACUGAUUUCUCUGCCAAGCCUGUACGGUGACCUGGGCUCACUACAUCACUCUUCCUAUGAAAUAGUCAUUCCCAAGAGUCUGACAGUGGAAGGAAGGGAAGACCAAGUGGAAAAGCUCUCCUACGUGCUAUUUAUGCAGGGCCAGAGGCAGCUGAUUCACCUGACGGUGAAGAGAGACUAUUUUGUGGAUAACUUCCCGGUCUUCAGCUACCACAAUGGCAUCCUGGGGCAAGAAAUGCCUCCCGUCUCGCAGGACUGUCACUAUGAAGGCUACAUAGAAGGAGUCCCAGGUUCUUUCGUUUCUGUCAACACCUGUUCAGGCCUCAGGGGCCUCCUGAUUAAGGAGGAAAAGUCCUAUGGCGUUGAGCCCGUGCACUCUUCCAAACGGUUUGAACACGUGUUGUACGCCAUGGCCCACGAAGCUCGCGUCUCCUGUGGCGUCACGUCCAAAGACAGCCAAGUGGCGUCCACCAGCCGGCGACCGGAGAGCGGCAAGCCUCACAGCUGGCAGGUGCCGUCCGACUUGUGGUCACAUAUCAAGUACGUGGAGAUGUUUGUCGUGGUCAACAACCAGCGGUUCCAAAUGUGGGGCAGUGACGUCAAGCAGACAGUCCAGAGAGUAAUGGACAUCAUCGCUCUGGCCAACAGCUUCACAAGGGGAAUAAACACAGAGGUGGUGCUGGCCGGAAUGGAGAUCUGGACUGAGGGGGACCUCACAGAGGUCCCCGUGGACCUGCAAGUUGCACUCAGGAAUUUCAACAGCUGGAGACAAGAGAACCUCUUCCAUCGUGUCAAGCAUGAUGUUGCCCACAUGAUCGUGGGACAGCAUCCUAAAGAGGAUACGGGGCAGGCAUUUCUCAGUGGUGCCUGCUCCAGUGAUUUUGCAGCAGCCGUGGAAUCUUUCCACCACGAGGAUGUCCUCCUGUUUGCAGCACUCAUGGUCCACGAGCUUGGACACAACUUGGGUAUUCGGCACGACCAUUCGGCCUGCAUUUGUAAAGACAGGCCCUUCUGCCUCAUGCAUGAAAACAUCACUAAAGAAAGUGGCUUCAGCAACUGCAGCUCUGACUUCUUCCACCAGUUCCUCUGGGAACACAAGGGGGCCUGCCUGUUUAACAAGCCUGGGCACAAAGGCCGCUUACGGAGGGCUUCCCGCUGUGGCGACGGCAUUGUAGAAGGACCUGAGCAGUGUGACUGUGGGUCUAAGUGUGAAAUGCACCCAUGCUGUGACACCAGAUGUAUGCUGAGAGAGCAUGCAGAAUGUAGUGAUGGACUCUGCUGUGAUAAAUGUCGCCUGAGAUACAAGGGAUUCAUGUGCCGUGCUGCUUUGGGAGAGUGUGACCUCCCAGAGUAUUGUAAUGGUUCCUCGGGAGAAUGUCCCAGAGACAGCUAUAAGCUAGAUGGUACAAUGUGUGAUAGAAUUCACUACUGUGCUGGAGGUCGGUGUAAGAACCCUGACAAUCAAUGCAUGGAUAUCUACGGGUCCCCUGCAAGGUCCGCCCCAGAAAAGUGUUACGUUUCAAUGAACACAAGAGGGGACCGGUUUGGAAACUGUGGUACCACCAGCUCACCGAGGUUAACAUAUCUGAAGUGUGCAGAUGAUAACAUAUUUUGUGGGAAACUUAUAUGUACAAAUGUUAGAGAGGUGCCACAAAUCAAACCCAAUCAUACACUGAUCCAGGUCGCUCACAACGAUGACUGGUGCUGGAGCAUGGAUGCCUAUGACACUGCUGAUAUCCCUGAUGAUGGAGAUGCACACACUGGCACUCUCUGUGCCCCACACAAAGUCUGCAUGAAUCACCUGUGUACUGAUCACACCUCACUUGGGUACAGCUGUGAGACAACAGAAUUGUGUAACGGGAAAGGAGUUUGCAACAAUUUUAGGCACUGCCAUUGUGAGGAAGGCUAUGCGCCCCCUGACUGCAAAGAUCCAGGAGACGGUGGUAGUGUAGACAGUGGUCCUCCUAGCACAUCAAUUCAACUUUCAAGUGAAGGUCAAAGUGAAACUCCUAAGAAACGUAGUGAUGACAUUCCAGGUCUUGGCAACAUUUUUUUCAUACUCCCUUCCCUACUUUUACUACUUUUGAUAAUUGUUAUGUUAUUUAUUAGCCUCAGGACUGGAAUUGAGUCAGUAGAGACCCCAGGGGUUUCCUCAGAGGAGAAUUCAGAGGAAAGCAGUAGUGAGGUAUUCAUAAUGGAGUUCCUCCCAGUCGUGAUAGAAGAGGAGGCAGGAGAGGGCCCCCCAUCAGGGCAGGGCCCCCUACCAGAGCAGGGGCCCCCACCGGAGGCGCCCCCACCGGCGGCGCCCCCACCGGAGGCGCCCCCACCGGCGGCGCCCCCACCGGCGGCGCCCCCACCGGAGGCCCCACCACCAGGACAGCCAGCAUCAUAA
Molecule: messenger RNA, 2604 nt
Organism: Budorcas taxicolor (takin)
Lineage: Eukaryota; Metazoa; Chordata; Mammalia; Artiodactyla; Bovidae
Product: disintegrin and metalloproteinase domain-containing protein 1a-like
Exons: 3
Coding region: 1-2604 (867 amino acids)
Biological process (GO): male gonad development; binding of sperm to zona pellucida; proteolysis
Cellular component (GO): sperm head plasma membrane; plasma membrane; external side of plasma membrane
Molecular function (GO): metalloendopeptidase activity
Source: RefSeq, a predicted model, not a curated record